GUACAUUCCUGUACUCUGUUGGUAUUAUAUAAAUGUUAAUAUAUUGCUACAUCGAUAAAAGGCUAUGUGCUGUGUAACGCUAACUUACAUAAUUGUAACAUAAUUCACACUCGUUUUCAGAAAGAAAUAGUUUGUGUUUUAAACAGGCAAUAAUGACGGCAGCUAUCUGCCUGGAAGGCGGGUCCUAUUUGUUUUCCAGGCGAAAAGUAGAUCUGACUGGCCGGGGAGAGGAGGCAUGACUUCAGAACGAAAUGGGAUUGGUCCGUUCCAGCGCCAGUCACGUGUGUGUGUGUUGGUGGAAUAUAAAGAGCGUGCCUGCGCGAGAGCAACGGAUCGUGUAAGAGCCAGUCUGUUGGAUGUAGUCAUAAUACUUUGAUAUUAAUGUCUCUCUCAGCGCAACAGCAGAUCACAGUCUGAACGUCGUGCUAGUUAGGUAUGAGCUAGUCUUUCUGCGAGCUUUCUCUCCACUUGUAUUUUUCUUUGAGGAGGGAGGGGUGAGCCAACCGGGGUGGGCAGUACCAAUGCUAUUGGAUGCCAAAAGAGAAGCCCCUCCCAGAAGAAGAUGAUCAAGAUGUCUGUGGAGAAGGAAGUAAUGGCGCUGCAGGUGCCUGUCCUUCAGUCAGAGCAGCUCAGAUCCCCCAAGACUCAUCCACUCCAUCCCAAAAAUGGUAUCCAGUCCUCCCACAUUCCCCCUGCCCCAACCUCGUCUCAGCGAAUGGGCAAGAGGCGGUACUCCCUGGGCGUCGGCUUCAAGGGACUGGCUAAGCGAAGGAGGCGGGCCAACAGCGACAGCCAAUCAGAACCUGUUCUACCCAGCAACUUCCUGCUUGGUGGGAACAUCUUCGACCCGCUGAAUCUCAACUCCCUUCUGGAUGAGGAAGUUAACAGGUCGACCAAUCAGGCGACGCCAAAGUGUUCGCCCUUGCCGUCGCGGGGCGGUGACCCUGUAGAGAUCCUGGUCCCCCGUGACAUCACCGACCCCCUGAACCUAGAGGGGGCGGGAGGGGUCCUGCUGUCACCCCUGAAGACCAGGAAAAGACCCAGGAACCGCCAUCACACCAUCACUGUGGAAACACGGUCCUUACCCCCAACAGUACCGCCGGUCACAAGAGGGGUCAGUGUUCCCCCGUCUCCGCUCCCCUGUGAGCUCAACACGUCCAUCAACUGUCGUGACGACGUGGUCCCGCCCCUUACCCUACCCCGGAGACACACCCACCCUCCACUUAGCCAGCCUCGCAAGGCCCGUAACCAUGGAGACGGUCCCCGUAACCAGGGAGACCGUCAUCGGAGGCGCCGCCGUACCACCUCUGUGAGGUCAUCGGAAAGCGUCACAGCUGUCAGUGUCGCCCAACCAACCAGGUUCCAGACCCCUUUAGUGGGCGGGGCCAAACCCAGCAGAUGUGGAGGAGUUCCUGGAACAGAGUGCCCGCCACAGAAGAAGACAAAGGACAGGCAUCGCUAUCAGCAUGGCGGCCACAGCCGUUACUAUGGUUACCAUGGGUUCUACGGGGACCAAUGGGAGGGCAGGGUCGGAGCGGGGCCGGACCCUCGUCUCAGGCUUCUGAAACCUGAUUGGUUUAAAGAGAGGCGGGUCCUGGACAUUGGCUGUGGAAGCGGUCACGUGACUCUGACCAUCGCUCGGCACUUUGGGCCCACACACAUCCUGGGACUCGAUCGCGACCAGCGAUUGGUCGACGCUGCGACCCACAACAUCAGACACUUCCUGUCACAUGACCUGGUGCUCGCAGAGAGACACCAAGGCCAUGCUGGGAAAGAGGAGGGGAGAGGAGAAGGGGAGACGUCCUUCCCUCUCUCCUUCAGGGUGUCUCGUGGACCUCUGGCCGCACCUUUCCUCCUCCCCACCCUCGACGCAGGGUUCCCUAGCAACGUCACCUUCAUCACGGGCGACUACGUGUGCCGCCAGGAGUCGUGGCCCGGGCGCGGCACGUACGACGUCAUCCUGUGUCUGGGCGUGACCAAGUGGGUGCAGCUCCAAUCAGGGGACGCGGGCGUGGUGCGUCUGUUCAAACGGGCCUAUCAGAGCCUGGCGCCAGGCGGAAUGUUCAUCCUGGAAUCCCAGCCGUGGAGCAGCUACAGCCACAGCAAGAAGGCCUCGGAAACGACCUAUCAGAACUACAGAACACUGAGGCUCCGCCCAGAAGACUACAGCUGUCACCUGACACAGACAACUGGCUUCACAUCCUACCGCCUGCUCACAGAAUCUGGUGAUCAGAGACCACUGUACGUUUUUCACAAAGGCCCCUCCCAGAGGAAGUAACUCAGGAAGAGGAACCUUCACGGGAAGGGAUACAGGAAGAGGAACCUACCAUGGUUUCCAUGGGGAUGACUGGAGGAUUGAAAGACAAACCUGUUGCCACACACACACACACACACACACACACACACACAGCUGGGAGAUCGGACAGCUGAUUGUCAAAUAAACUGUCAAAUUAAAUAAACUCAAAUAAAGUGUGACUGAAAGGCCUUCUGGGUAAGGAGAGAUGUCAGUAGGUACGACUGAUUCAUAUAUCUAUUGAUGACAUCAACUCCUCCAGAGCUGCCUCAAUUGCUCCUGGUUUUAAUAAACUACUGAUGACAGUUCGGCUCUGUUUUCAUGUUCCCACAAACACUAUAUAGAUAUAUUUAUAUCGAUAUAAGUAUAUAUAACUAGUGCUAUUUACAUCUAGCUUGAGCUGGUCAAAUAGUCUCUACUACAGAUCUACAGGUUAGUCUAUACUCAACAGGUUAGUUAAUUUUCUCUAAAGGUAAGUCUAAUGGUAGGUUAGUCUACACUCUACAGGUUAGUGAGUACCCUCUACAGGUAGGUUAGUCUACAAUACAGGUUAGUGAGUCUACCCUCUACAGGUAGGUUAGUCUACACUCUAUAGGUAGGUUAGUGAGUACCUUACAGGUAGGUUAGUCCAUACAGGUUAGGUAUUCUAAAGGUAAGUUAGUAUACAGGUUAUUCUACUCUACAGGUAGGUCUACCUGGAGAGUAACUACCCUAACUAUUUAGUCAGUAACAAGUCCAACUACACUAGCUCUUCGUAGUUAUCCCCAGCCGUCUAACUACAACACAGUAGUUGUAUGGGCAGUUCUAUAGAGCUAAGCUAAAACCUCCUUGAUAACUGAUGUAGACACAAUCGCACUUUGGCUCUUUUAGCCAAAGGCCUCCAGCAUCCACAGCAACAGAACUUAUAUAGAAAAUAUUUUGCCAAAAGUCACAUUUGCAGGACACCCAGAGCUACAGUAGUUAUCCCAUAACCUAACAUGGUACCACAGGAUAAAGAUCGUACCUCAGUAAUAAAAUAGUACCAAUGGACUAUUAUAGCACAAUAAUACCACAGUAUUAACAUAGUACUACCAUAGUAUAACAUAACUAACCUAGUACCACAGU
Gadus chalcogrammus (walleye pollock) is the source of this 3397-nucleotide messenger RNA. RefSeq names its product 7SK snRNA methylphosphate capping enzyme-like. NCBI's taxonomy places the organism in Eukaryota, Metazoa, Chordata, Actinopteri, Gadiformes, Gadidae. The record is from RefSeq and is a predicted model, not a curated record. The coding region runs from base 563 to 2278 and encodes 571 amino acids. Gene Ontology annotation, molecular function: O-methyltransferase activity; RNA methyltransferase activity; snRNA binding. Gene Ontology annotation, biological process: snRNA modification. The transcript is spliced from 8 exons.